AUGGCUAUGUCAUCUGAGGAAUCUUGUUCAUACCCAGAUGAGUCAAAGUUGGAGUUAGGCCUUGGCCUGAGUCUUGGUGGCGGUAGCGGUGCAAAGUUGAAGUUUAAGCCUUCGCCGACGGCAGUGGCGGCGGCGGGUCCUUGGGGUCAAUAUGCUAGAAUCUUGACGGCUAAAGAUUUUCGCUCUGUGGUUUCUACUAAAGAAUGUUUAUCUUCUUCAUCUUCAUCUUCAUCUUCUUCCGUGACAAAAGCUAAUAACAAUCCCUUCUGCGGGGUCAAAAGAACUGCUGAACCUUCUUCACCACCCGGCCGGUCUGGCGCAAGCCAGGUUGUUGGAUGGCCUCCUAUAAGAACUUACAGAAUACAGAGCUUGGUAAACCAUGCAAAAUCACCAAUGACUGAAGAAAUUACCUCGGUCGUUGAUAAAUGUAAAAGCAAGAAUACUAUUGUGGACAAGACAAAUUGUGGUAGCACCUUGAACAGAAAUGUUGCUAAGGAAAAAGGGCUUGUCAAAACUUCCUUGUUUGUGAAGGUGAACAUGGACGGGAUCCCAAUUGGAAGAAAAAUAGAUCUGAGUGCCCAUAGCUGCUACGCGACUUUAUCUCAAACACUGGACGACAUGUUUAAACUAAGUGCAGUAGUUGGUGCAAGACGAUCAAAUGCAGAGGAGCAAGUUGUAAAGACAAGACCUUCGACAUUGCUGAAUGGUUCGUCUGAGUUUGUGCUCACCUAUGAAGACAAAGAAGGAGACUGGAUGCUCGUUGGAGACGUUCCUUGGGAGAUGUUUCUUAGCUCAGUGAAGAGGCUUAGAAUCAUGAGGACAGCUGAGGCUAAUGGACUUGCCCCAAGAUCUAACGAAACGAACCGGACACAGUCGAUGGCACAAAUAUAA
Messenger RNA from Fraxinus pennsylvanica, 891 nucleotides. The record is from the annotation of a GenBank genome assembly. Lineage: Eukaryota; Viridiplantae; Streptophyta; Magnoliopsida; Lamiales; Oleaceae.